AUGGACUUACUGGGCCCCAUGGAGAUGACAGAGGGCUCCCUCUGUUCCUUUGCGGCCACCGAUGACUUCUAUGAUGACCCGUGCUUCAACACGUCGGACAUGCACUUCUUCGAGGACCUGGACCACCGGCUGGCGCAUUGCCUGCUGUGGGCCUGCAAGGCUUGCAAGAGGAAGACCACCAACGCUGACCGCCGUAAGGCUGCCACCAUGAGGGAGCGGCGACGGCUCAGCAAGGUCAACGAGGCCUUCGAGACCCUCAAGCGCUGCACCUCCACCAACCCCAACCAGCGCCUGCCCAAGGUGGAGAUCCUGCGCAACGCUAUCCGCUACAUCGAGAGCCUGCAGGCGCUGCUGCGGGGGCAGGAGGGCACUUACUAUCCGUUUGAAUCGGAUGCCUCCAGCCCCCGCUCCAACUGCUCUGAUGGCAUGAUGGAGUACAGCGGGCCUCCGUGCAGCUCUCGCAGAAGAAACAGCUAUGACAGCAGCUACUACACAGAAUCACCAAAUGAUCCAAAGCACGGGAAGAGUUCUGUUGUUUCCAGCCUCGAUUGCCUCUCAAGCAUUGUGGAGAGGAUUUCCACAGAUAAUUCCACAUGUCCUGUACUGCCUCCAGUGGAAACUGUUGCUGAAGGGAGUCCCUGUUCUCCCUCAGAAGGAGGGAGUCUGAAUGAUAGCGGAGCCCAAAUUCCUUCCCCCACCAACUGCACCCCACUUUCCCAAGAUAACAGCAGCACCAACCCUAUCUACCAAGUGCUAUAA
Messenger RNA from Tauraco erythrolophus (red-crested turaco), 759 nucleotides. Lineage: Eukaryota; Metazoa; Chordata; Aves; Musophagiformes; Musophagidae. The record is from RefSeq and is a predicted model, not a curated record.